GGGAGCCCGACUUCGCAAGCUGGACUUGCCCCCAGCUUCGGGGUUCGAUCCCGGCUUUCGCGCGCCCCCCCAGUCCCCAGGGUUCCCCAAAGCCUGGCCUGGCUCCAGGCCUGGUUCUUCUGGGGCUGGAGCGGCGGCAAAAAGUUCAGGAACGCGGUCAACUGAACCCCCCAAGGAGCUAAUGAGGUCAGGCCCGCGGGGAGAGCGCGCAGUCGGUUCCAGCGCCGGAUGCGGGCGCGCGGGCCCGCCGGGCUGCACACGCCGCUGCGUCCAGCAGGCAGAACCCGGGUCCCCGGUUUUCGGCCAGGCCCCAGUGGCUUCCUUGAGCUUCGCUUUCGUUUCCCAAGUUAUAUUCAUCAUUAUCUUUUCCCCUAGUCCGAGCGAGGCCCGUGGGUGCAGCGGGUGCUGCCAGGUGGCCAAGUGCGCAACCCCAGGUCCUUAACCCAAAGCCUGGAGAUGAGUUGCUAUUUGACCUCUGGGCCGCGGUGGGCCGGAAACCGAGGCCUGGGCCCCGCUGGGGCUGCGAGGGGAAGGCGAAAUCCUGAGCGAGGCCAGGCCCUUUCCACUGGGCUCCCUUCUCUCAAAUCCCCGGUGCGGGCCCCAAAACCACCCCGCCAGACGCACAAAGGAGCCCGCAAGCUCGGCUUCCCAGGCCCACUUUCCCACACGCUCUGGAGGCCGCACCAGGGAGAGGGGAAAAUGAAGACCAGCUAGAUUUGAGAAUCUUCUUGUGUCUCCCCCCCCCCAAUCAUUGGGCAGUAAACUGGAAAAUCGGGCCACCACACGCGCCUUCCCUCCCUACCUCUGGGGCACUGAUGUUUUCCCCAACCUGCUCCCAGCUCGGGUUUUCUCCCCCAAUCUAGUUUCCUCCUCUCAGAAUAUUUUCCACCUUGAUUUUUUAUACAGCGGCGGGUAGGAGAACAGACGUUCCCCGUUUCAAAAAGUCAAAAACAAAACAGAGGCGAAGAUCGACGGCUGUCGAUCAUUUUUUUUCUUUACCGUCGCCCGGUUUUUUGUAAGAAAAGCCACCGUUUCCCUUUCCUCUCGCAGGAGAACUCGCUGAGGAGUCCGCCCCCUUUCUGUUUCUGUCCCCAUGUGUCCCCGCCUGACUCGGGUCCCCACUGAAGGAAGGAGCAAGGAGACGCGCGGGUCGGGGCUGGGAAAGUGGCCCCGGGCCCCGCGAGCGCCGCAUCGGGUCUCCUCCGGCUGGGUUUCCGGCCCUUUGGGGAGCAGCUGCGACAGAAGGGUCCAGAAGCGGGGACCCCAGGCGCUGUCGCUCCCGCCCCCCUCCCGCCCGCCGCAAUCUCACCCGGAAAACACUGGGGUGCAACUGACAGAGGUUCAGGGUGGAAAAGCUCGGGGCGAUAGUCCCCCCCACGCACACAUCCCCGCAUGGGGACUGGGUUUCGUGGUCACCAUGGCAACCCCGAGGUUCGGUCGAACAACCGCGGGGCGCGCCGGGGACCCUCGCGCACGGUCCGAGGCGCGUUCUGAGGCCUGCAAGGCGCUGCGGCCCGUGGCCCUCGGCUUUCCCGAGCCCCCUGCCGUGGGUUUCGACAAGGCAGGGGUUGGAAAAAAACUCCCUGUUUUUUCAACGGAGGUGAAAAAUCGAGAUUUUAGUACAAUCUCCGGCGGGGAGGUUCGGGUCUUGAGCAAAAGCCCCCACCUCGCGCUCAGAGCGGUGACUUCGGAGACGCGCGCGCGAGCGGGCUGCGGGCGCGAUGCUGCGGUGGGCGCCCGAGGCCCGCACCUCCGAGGUCUCCGCGGGGCCCUGGGACUCCAGGAGCCCUGGAACCUCUUCACGGCUCCUGCCCACCCCCACCCGCACCCCAGGCUCCCACAUCCGCCCAAGCAGCCCUUUCCAAGCCUGCCUGGAAUAGCCUCUCCAGAAGGGAAAGAGAAAAGUCGGAACGAAACUGGAGGCAUUCGCGUCUGCAAGGUCGUGCUGAGGGAAAGAAUAAAUUACACUCCUUUCCUUUUAGAGAAAACAUUUGCGAUGGUGAAUGCAAUAGAAAUGACAUUAAAAUCCUAUUUGGGGGUCGCAGGCCUUCCUUCUGGAACCUGCAGGGGGUAAAUGCCCCUUUCUUUGGGGGAGGGAGGUGGACAGUGGACAAUACAUUUAGCAUUUUGGAGGCAGCAAGCUCUGAGAAAGAACCCGGGCGCUGGCCAGCUCAGACUGACCAGCUUGGCGGUGAUUGAGGUGCCAGAGGAGAGGGGGGCCACAGAAGAAGGGGUCCAGGCCUGGCUGCUGAAGAGGCCUUUGGCCAUGGGAUGGGAGUGACUCCUCUUUUGGGGUCCUACCCCCUGUUUCACUCUCUACCAUGGUCCCCAUUUGUCUCAGGGCUGGUCAGGAAAGACUAAGCUUAGUUUCCCUUCCUCUACUUCCGACAGGCCAUCUAAUGUCCCCCAAAGCUCUGGGCUGGCCUGGAGUGCCCACACCCACUCCUUUCCAGUCUGAAUCCCAGGCAGUUACAGAGGUUCCCUUGACCUCAGUGGAGACCCCUGUCUCCUUCCCUUCCCAGAAUUUUGAGAAGAGCCCUGUGUCUACAGAGCCACAGAGAAAAUGGUGAGGAUUUGAGGCUCAAACAUCUGUUGGCAUUGAGGUGCAAUAACAACUAACGUUUACGACAGGCCGGGAGCUGUUGUAACGUGGUUUCACUUGCUCGUCCAGCUCUCAAAUAAUUAGGCUCAGAGAGGGCGAGGACUUGGCUCAGUCACACAGCCUGCUGGAAGCGCACCCAGCUCCUCGCCCUUUCCCUGGCUUUGUGUCUUCAGGUAGAGGCGGAAAGGGAACCCCAGGCGCUUCCCCAGGGGAGCCCGCAGGUGGCUCUGGGCUCAGCCGCUAAGGUCCGCCCUGGGAGGUGUGGAGGCGGUAAUGGGACGGACCUGGCUGCCUGGCCCGCAGGGUCCUGGCGGUCCUUCCCAGACACUCGCUUCUCAGGGUGGAGGGAGCAGGCCAGGCUCGGCCCUUUUGUCUUUGCGUCACUCAAGACGUAAUGCUCUUCCUGGGGCCCUUGGUCCCGCUGCCUCAAGGUCCCAGUGGCCGGUCUCAGGAAGGCCCCAGAGCCCUUAGGGGCUCCAGAUUGGGGACCCAGAGGGACCUGUGCCUGGCGCCGGUCCUGAGGACUCAUUCACGCCCCUCUGGUUGUCCCACUUCUAGGCUCUUCCAGCUGCUUGUUUGUUGCGACAGCCCACACUUCUCCCAGGCUGGCUCCUGGCGCAGCGCUGGCUGCCACAAGUCCAAGUUAAGAAGCAAAGGUGGGGGACUCUGAGAUCCAAACCCUGGGAGUAGCACCCCAAAGGGAGGCUCAAGGGGUUCCCAUUGUUUAAUUUCCUCUCUUCAGUUUCCUCUACCGGGGCCUGCCGUCCCUGAGGUCUUCUAGGGGACUGAUUCUUCCUGCCCCGGUGCAAAAAAAUGAGCUUCCAUCUCCAGGGUCCCCAGGGACCUCUACACCCUUCUCCCCCAGGACUCUGCGAGGACACCAGACUCUGUGUUGGGGGGCUUUGUCCCAGACCUCUCACUCCAGCUCCUCAGCAACAACAGCUCCCCCAAGGGCCCGAUUUCCUAGUGCACCCUGGUGAGUGCCUGGGACCCAGCCGUGCAUGCCUGAGCCCGGAGCACCUGAACCCGAGCCCAGGCCAGGCCAGGAGCGCUCCCCUUCCUCCAUCCCUGUCUCUACCCUGCAACACAGCUCCAGGUGGGCUGUGUGACCCCUUUUGUAUCUCUACGGGUGACAAUGUGUCAUUUGAGGAGGGACUUUGGGUACCUCUCCGCUGUUGUGUUAGUUUGUGCGUGUAUCAUUGUGUGUCCUUCCUUGAGAGAGGGCAUUUAAAAUAGAUGUAUUUUUUCUCCUUAUGUGAACA
Messenger RNA from Miniopterus natalensis, 3864 nucleotides. The record is from RefSeq and is a predicted model, not a curated record. Lineage: Eukaryota; Metazoa; Chordata; Mammalia; Chiroptera; Miniopteridae.